GCCGCGUUUUCUUUCCUGAAAAGUAAACAUCACUGUUCACUGAUUAAUUCGAGCCUUUGAAUGCAAAUCGCACGUGUUUGUUUAUUACAGAAGUUAAAAUGUUUAAAUUUUCAUUUAACGAAACUGUUGAAUCCAGCGAGACGGACACUUCCGCCGAAACUCGUACCGCCGAAUACGAAAGCGAAGAAGUGAUCCUCAGCGAUGACCUAAAAGAAGGCAUCAUCCUCAAUCCGGACAAUUUGCAUGUAUUUGCGGCCAGUGAGGAAAUUCUGGUUGAAUAUAUAAAUUGUGUAUCCAUACCGAAGGAGGAACUGGGGCUGGAUAUCCUGUCGGCAGAAAUGGACCAUUCGGACUUGAUUGCAGGUCGCUACGAAGGAGGUCUCAAGGUGUGGGAGUGUACGUUCGAUCUUGGAGAGCUGAUGGUUGAGAAGGAACAGUAUAAGAAAUUGUUUCACGAAAGUACAGUUCUCGACUUGGGAUGCGGUUCUGGGAUACUCGGAAUUUUGGCAAUAAAACUGGGAGCAUCGAAAGUGGUAUUCCAAGAUUACAAUCGAGACGUUCUAGAGAAGGUCACAGUGAAAAAUUACUCCUGCAAUUGCCGGGGCAGCGAAACUGAAAGCGAUGAGAAAACCACAUCCGAUGCGGAAGUUAAAUUCUAUUCAGGCGAUUGGUCCAGCUUUAUGGAGAAGGUUGAGCAUCAAUACGAUGUGAUACUGACUUCGGAAACCAUAUAUAGCCCGGAUAAUUACGCAAAAUUGAUCAACUUGUUCAAAAACAAACUGAAACCUUGUGGAGUGGUAUUGCUGGCAGCGAAAACAUACUAUUUUGGCGUUGGAGGUAAUUUACGGUUAUUUGAGAAAGCACUGGAGGCGGAUGGCUAUUUUACAUCGCAAAAAAUUUGGGAUUGUGAGAGCGGUGUGAAGCGAGAAAUAUUGGAAAUAAAAAUGAAGUCUUCCACAUAGAAUCGUAUUUUUUAUUGGUGUAGAGUAAAACUUAUAGGCUAGGUAUCCAAC
Ochlerotatus camptorhynchus is the source of this 1013-nucleotide messenger RNA. Its product is annotated as histidine protein methyltransferase 1 homolog. Gene Ontology annotation, biological process: peptidyl-histidine methylation, to form tele-methylhistidine. The transcript has 4 exons. Lineage: Eukaryota; Metazoa; Arthropoda; Insecta; Diptera; Culicidae. The record is from RefSeq and is a predicted model, not a curated record. Bases 99 to 962 code for a protein of 287 amino acids. Gene Ontology annotation, molecular function: protein-L-histidine N-tele-methyltransferase activity.